Messenger RNA from Doryrhamphus excisus (bluestripe pipefish), 7054 nucleotides. NCBI's taxonomy places the organism in Eukaryota, Metazoa, Chordata, Actinopteri, Syngnathiformes, Syngnathidae. The record is from RefSeq and is a predicted model, not a curated record.
UCUACACGUCGCAAUUGGCCGAGGCUGCCUGUUCUCUUUUGUUGUUGUGACUUUAGAUGGAUACUUGCACCGUGUACCCAUGUGUGUCAGUCAGUGUGUGUGCAUGAUGAACGGUCUUUCACAGGUUACCCAUACUGCACUGGGAAUAUCAAGAAAAGGAUCAUAAUCACACUUUUUGGGAGUUUUUUUUUUUUAGGUUGAUGUGGUGAAAUUUGGACCUUAGAGCAGCUGCAUGAUGACAGAAGUUGCUUGUGCACCUUUAAUUAUGGACUCUGACAUGAUGUCACAACCGGAGUCAGAUCAGAUGCCUCCAGCUGAACCCAAGUCCGGACCUCUGGACCUGAUUGACACAGGAAAGGGUCUGAAGGUCCAAACAGCCAAACCUCAUCUGGUCAGUCUGGGCAGCGGGAGGCUGAGUGUGGCAAUAACCUUGCUGCCACUGAAAGAAGGGGUGACCCGCAUAGGACGGGAAGAUGCCCCCAUUCCUCAAGAUAUCACCAUCCAGGGGUCUGGAAUCGAGGCAGAACACUGCCUUAUCUUCAAUGAAGGAGGGGUAGUGACUCUGGACCCCUGUGGUCACCUCUGUAGUCUGGAUGGAGUGCAGGUCACUGUGCCCACACCACUCACACAGGGUUAUUCUUUGUGUCUCGGUAAGUCCUACUUCUUCCGGUUCAACCAUCCUGAGGAGGCGAGCAGAAUGAAGAGCAUGCUUCCACAGAAGAGCCCCGUGUCCGCCCUGGCCUACAACACAGAUUACCUGAAGUUUAGCAGUGAUUAUAGCCAUGCUGUGGUGGGCGGGACCAACAGCACGCGAGGCAUGCGCUCAGCCUCUGAGCUCCGUGAUCUGAUGGACACACUGCAACGCAAGAAAGCUGCUCUGGAAAACAGCCUCAGGGCCAAUGGGAAUGCCAACCCAUCCUACUUCAGCGUGACACAGUCCCCGCCCACCACACCCAUCACUUCACAUUCCUCCUCAUCAUCAGCCUACCAGGAACAGGCGAGACGUUUCUACAGUGGGGAUCGUCCCCCAGUGUCAUUAAAAUCUGCUCCCCCUUCUUCUCCAUCCCGACGUUCUGACUCUUCUUCUCUGGUCCCACGCACAUCCCGAAACCAGGACAACCUAGGCAGUAGUGAUAGCCGCCGUCUCCACAACACAGGCUCUUCUCCAUUGUUGUCAACAUGGAGUAGCAGGGGUUCAUCCACCUCAGUAAGCGGUGGUGAUAGCCUACUCCUCUCUCUUCCUCCUUCCUCUUCCUCAACCCGCUCUCCAUCCGCCGGGGGCGCUGUCAGCAUGCCGUCAAGCCCCCGCCUUGGACGCAGGAGCUACGGCAACCAAGAAGCCUCGACCAGCAGUCGAACGAGGAAAUACUCAUCCGGUUCUCUAAACGGGAUGACGGGAGGCGGGCACAGCCGCUCCCUGCCUCGCCUCUGCUCCUCUCCGUCCCCCCGAGACAACAACAACGGCGUCCUGACUUUAUCGACUCUGCCGCCGCAUCGCUCCGAUGCUUACAAACUUAGCAAAGACCACUACAACAACAACAGCGGCUUUAACACCAGUCUUGACCUCAACCACAACUCCAGCAACUCCAACAUGUUGUCGUCAAAUAGGAAUCAAAUCAACACUACAGCUAAAGGAGAUGGUAUCGUGUCCAUUUCCCUUUCCUCGCUCAAGCUGACUCCUUGCACCGGUAUCUCCUCCUCCGCAGCAUCCCCACCUGACGUUACCAUCCCAUCCAAGGUCGGAGGAUCCUCUUCCCCUCGCAUGGCCAAGAAGCUCAGCCUCACUUCCACAAGCUCUGUGGGCUCCGUCAGGUCCGCAAGCCCCACUGAAAUUGAACUGACUUUGGGGGACAGGGAGAAACAAGGAGCAGGCCUGGAGACUACUAACACACAAGGCUUCGGCCGCAGCGAGAGGAGGGCUUCAUUCGGAAAAGCAGGAGUGACCCCACCAGGAGCGUUUAGGGAGAGACGGGGUAGCAUCAGCUCGCUCAGCGGCAAGGAAGAACUGACGGACUACCACCAUCGUCAAAAAGAGGAGCGUCUCCGUGAGCAGGAGGUGGAGAGACUUGAACGACAGCGUCUCGAGACCAUCCUGUCCUUGUGCUCAGAGCUGGACCAGGAUGGAGGCGGCUCGGUUACAAAUCCGGCCUCGGCGGUGGCUGACCUCCAAAAGAUCAACCAGGAGCUUCAGAAGCUUCAGCUGAAUGACGACGACGAUGACGACGACACACCCUCUGUCUUCUCGGACUCCUCCAUCGUUAAUGGCUCCGCGGGGAACGGACUUAUGGAAAAUGGAUACUACGACAGGGAUCUAUCGGUACGACAGAGGCGCAGCAGUGGUACCCGGGACAACAGGGCAGAAUCGCCUGCUGUCAGUCUACGGAGCUAUGCCCCCUCACCCUCACCACAGAGGUUAAACGAGGAUGCCAGGCCCUCCGAAGAGGAAAUGAGGCGCGUGGAAGAGGAGAGGAUCCAGGUCCUAAACAACAUCGAGGAGCUGGAGCAAAAGAUUAAAGAGCUGGACAACCAGAUGGAGGAAUCUUCCCGAGAGGUGGAGGUCGAGCGAGCUCUGGUGGAGGCGGAGCAGGAGUCGGAGUUAGCUGCCCUCCAGCAGGAAAAAGACUCCCUGGAAGCACUUCACAGCAAAAUAGCCGACAUGGAGACCAAAUCUCAGCAGGAAAAAGAAAAGGCGUGUGAGUUGCUCCAGGCAGAAAAGGGCAGAGUAGAGAGGUUGGCUCAGAUUGUGUGUGAGCAGCGCUCCCAGCUGGACAGCUGCCCCGAGGCCACCAAGGAGCCCCUGCAGGAGCAGCUAGCCAGGGACUUUGAGGCACUCGAGACAGAGACAAAGCGCUUUGAGGACCUGGAGUUCCAGCAGCUGGAGAGAGAGAGUAGACAAGACGAGGAGAAGGAGACGCAGACGCAGCAGCUUCUCCGAGAGAUCGCCGACUACCAGCGGAGCACUGUGACCCGCAAGGAGAGACUGUUGACCCUGAAGAAGCAGGCGGCACAGAUUACCCAGCAGGCUGAGCGAGAGAAAGAAAGCUUCCUGAAGGAGAGGAGCACUCUGGAAGCGAUGCUGCAAAGGGAGAAAGAAAACCUUGCGCCUCUUGACCGAAAAUAUGCUGACCUCACUGGUGGCCAAAGUUACACCUUAAGGGAGGUAGGUUUGAUUGACGCACACUCACACACACAAAAUACAUUUCUCCUGCAUUUUCCUCCAUUUGUGUGUCAGUCUUUUAGCAGCGGUUCCAACAGCAGCACCACUGCUGCCGCUUCUCCCCUCGCAGUCACCUUGUGUGACCUCCCGCCUUCCCUCCUUUCCUCUCUUUUCCUCAAGAAUGCUGAGGGUUAUGUCACAGUCAGUGAACUCAAUGAGCUAUACUCACAGUUUGGGCUGGAACCUAAACCAGUCCCCGACUCAGAACUAAACAACGUGGCAGAGGAUGAGGUGUGUCCAGUUGUAGCGCCUAUUCCCUCCAUUUUUUUUCCUGUUUGUGUUCCUCUUGACCGUGUUCUUCUCCUCCUUUUCUUCCAAAAGUUCUGUCUCGCUUCCUCCCAUGCCUGCGACUGUCUCUCUUCUUCUUCCUCCUCCUCCUCCUCCCAUCUAAAUCCGCGUACCUCCAAAACAAUCUCUGUGCACUGGCCAGAGAUCAUGGUGACAUACCGAGAGCCUUCCCCCCUCCCCGACUCUCCCCCUCCACCACUACCUGCCAAAAAGCACCAUCGGCGACACAGGCAGCAUUUCCGCUUGCUGGAGGAGAGGAAGCGAUCGGACAGGGGCGGCUCAUCCCAUCUCAGUGACACGUUACCCAGAAAGAAAACAACACCCACCAUGACACCCCAGUUCUCAUGUGCAACACUUGGGCGCAAUUUCCCUACUAAGCCACAUCCACCAUUGGUGCAGAGCACAAGCUGUGGCAGCAUUCUCCCCAGAAUUCUCUCCUUAUCCAACAAGGAAACAGAAUGCCGACGUCUGCAAAAAGGUCAGCCGAGCUCCCGAGCGUCUUCCCAGACCAACGUCUACCUCGAUGCCUUCGGAUACCGCGACAAUCAGGCAUUUGAUACGAUGAGCGUGGAUAGCACGGACUCCAUCGAGACCAGCAUUUCUGCCUGCUCUCCUGACAACAUCUCCAGUGCGAGCACUUCUAAUAUGGCCAAGCUAGAGGAGAUGGAGCGUUUGCUGAGAGAAGCUCAAGCAGAAAAGCACCGACUCCUUGAACAUAAGGAGAGGGAGGUGGAAAUGCGCAAGCUGGCACUGGAGGAGGAGAAGAAGAGACGGGAGGAGCUGGAGAAAAUGCUCCAGGAGGAGACCAGCAGGCGUCAGAAACUCAUCGACCGUGAGGUGAAGCUACGAGAGAAACAACGGGUGCAGUCCCGCCCACUUACACGGUACCUCCCCGUACGAAAGGAUGAUUUUGACCUGCGUUCCCACAUCGAGUCAGCGGGACACAGCGCGGACACCUGCUUCCACUUGUCCAUCUCUGAGAAGACCUGCAGGGGCUACCUGGUCAAGAUGGGGGGCAAAAUCAAAACCUGGAAGAAGCGCUGGUUCGUCUUUGACCGCAAUCGACGUACGCUGUCCUACUACUCAGACAAGCAUGAGGCCAAGCUGAAAGGAGUGAUCUACUUCCAAGCCAUAGAAGAAGUGUACUAUGACCACCUGAAGAAUGCACAUAAGAGCCCCAACCCUUCCCUCACCUUCAGCGUCAAGACUCACGACAGGGUCUACUACAUGGUGGCCCCCUCCCCUGAGGCCAUGAGGAUCUGGAUGGAUGUGAUAGUCACAGGCGCUGAAGGAUACACACAGUUCAUGUUGUAGCCAAGGAUAAUUUUAAACUGUUUUAUGUUGUCGUAUUUAGUAGUGGAAUAUCUGCUACAUGGACAACACGCCCUAAUUUACCAGCUAUAAUACAGUACAUUGACAUUGCCCUCCUCCUGAAUUGUUAUUAUUUGGGUGUUUGUCACACUUAAAUGUUUAUUAAGGGAGAAAAAAAUGAAAAGCUACAUGGCCCUGUGUGAAAACCUAAUAGCUGGUUUGGCCACCCUUAGCAGCAUCAACUGCAAUCAAGCGUUUGUGAUAACUUGCAAUGAGUCUCUUAAAGCUCUGUGGAGGAAUUCUGGCCCACUCAUCUUUGCAGAAUUGUUGUCAUUCAGCCACAUUGAAGGGUUUUUCAGCAUGAAGCCUUUAAAGGUCAUGCCAUAGCAUCUCAUUCAGGUCAGGACUUUGGACUCGGCUACACCAAAGCCUUCAUUUUGUUUUUCUUCAGCCAUUCAGAGGUGGACUUGAUGGUGUGUUUUGGUUCAUGGUCCUGCUGAAGAACACAAGUGAGGUCACCAACAGAUGGCCGGACAUUUUGGUAGACAGCAGACAGCAGAAUUCAUGGUUCCACUUAUCACAGCAAGUCUUCCAGGUCCUGAAGGGGCAAAAUAGCCUCAGACCAUCACACUACCACCACCUUAUUUUACUGUUAGUAUUUUACCAAAGGUCUUGUGGAUCAUCAAAUUUUUUUUCUGGCAAAGCUGAGACAAGCCUUAAUGUUCUUUUUGUUCCGCAGUGUCUUUUUUAUGGUGGAGUCAUAAAAACUGACCUUAACUGAGGCAAGUGGGGCCUGCAGUUUUUUUUGGUUGUUGCUGUGGGGUCUUUUGUGACCUCUUGGAUGAGUUGUUGCUGCGGUCUUGGGGUCCUUUUGGUUGGUCGGCUAGUCCUGGGAACCUUCACCCAUGUUCCAUGUUUUGGCCAUUUGUGGAUAGUGGCUCUCACUGUGGUUUGCUGGAGUCCCAAUGCUUUCAAAAUGGAAUUUUAAUCUUUUCCAGGCUGAUAGAUCUCAAUUAAUCUCAGUUAUGGGUUUUUUUCUCCCAUAAUAAUAAGUUUCAUUUGAAAAUAUAACAUAAUAUUGAGAUUUGCUUGAUGAUCUGAAACAUUUAAGUGUGACAAACACUUCAGGAAGAGGGCAAUCACUUUUUACACCACUGUACCCCUAACAUUGGACAUGCUUCAUGUUGCAAGACAGUUGAGGCUUUACCACCGCAAGUGUAGUCGAGCACACACUACCUCAGUUUUGAUGUGGCAGUAAAAUACUGAAAUAUUUACUACUUCAAGCCUUCAAAGCUUUGUGCGAGAACACAAGGAAUACCGCAAGAGUUUCUUUUCUACUGGUAUCCUCAGGUCUUAACAAUGUGUAUGCAUACGUCAUGUAGAUACGUGUAAAUUUAUACACACUUGUAUUCCAAAGUGCCUCUUUUGUAUGCGUAUGUUAUUUACUGGGAGCUUUUAACGCAGCUCCAAGGUGCUUCUAUGUAGUAUUGAACAACACAUGCACAGUAUUCCACACAAGUGUCCACAGAAACGAAGCUCGCUCACACUUUUGCUUGUGAUGUAAGUAAUCCUGUCUGUGCCUUUUUAUACUCUCAUGUACGUGAGACAGUAUUUUUAUAUGCAUAUAUUUUUUUCAUUUAUGUCCAUGUACUCUAUGUAGUAUUGCCUGUGCUGAGAAAACAGUGACUUAUGAACGAUCACUCAUAAAAAAUGAUGGUACAUGUAUAAUAUAAUAUCAAAAGUGGCUUCUAUGCUGCUGAUAAUUAUGCUUUUUUGGUGUCGUUACCACUAAUUUAAUGCUUUUAUUUGUACACUAUAACAGCUUUUAUCUGUACAUUCUCAUCAACCUUUCUCAUGGCGUUUUUGACCAAAGUUUAUGUAUAUACUGCGUGUCUUUAUUGACUGCAAUUGGAUCAAAACAUCAGUACUGACACAUCUCACCGUUCCUUUUAUUUUAUGUAAUUGCAUUAUUGCCAAUAUCAUUGCAUGUAUGAUCAUUUUUAUAUCCCGAUGCAAGUAAUAAACAUACCUAAUUGUUAUUGCCACGAGUUAUGUGUUUUAAAACUCGCAAUUACCUUCCCUUCUGUGCAAUUGCAUCACCGUGUGGUAAGUCUGGGAACUGUAAUCUCGUCUCAUCCGGUUGAAAAUAAUGGAUUUAAAAAUGUGAUACAAUAGGAAUACAUUGUUAAAAUUACCCGAAUAAGCCGGGAGGUUAAUAUUUUAACGGAAUUAGAAAUC